Molecule: messenger RNA, 5081 nt
Organism: Cheilinus undulatus (humphead wrasse)
Lineage: Eukaryota; Metazoa; Chordata; Actinopteri; Labriformes; Labridae
Gene: gpc6a
Product: glypican 6a
Exons: 9
Coding region: 488-2167 (559 amino acids)
Biological process (GO): regulation of protein localization to membrane; cell migration; regulation of signal transduction
Cellular component (GO): extracellular region; cell surface; plasma membrane
Source: RefSeq, a predicted model, not a curated record
AGCGGUUGAAGUCGCAGCCUCUUCACUCCAUGUUUGGCCCUGCCCUCGUGCGCUCCGCUCGCUGUGCAGCGUGUGUCUCGGUUGCAUUUGGCUUCCCUCACACUGACGCGAACACACACGGACUACCGCUGCCGCCGCCGCCGCUGCUGCUGUGUGUGUAUGGGAGAAGUUGUUGGCACACAGGGAGAAAAAGAGAAAGAGAGAGAGAGGGAGAGAGAAAGCACCAGGUAGCAGGACACGGAUUUCUUCAAGAAGGGGGCACGCGGGAUCUUUUUUUUUUUUCUUUUUCCGAGGGGACGAUAUGAAGCUUUACGCAAUGAGGUGGACGUACCAGAAUCUAAAGUGAGGAGCGUUGUUUUUAUGUCUUUAUUUUUUCUUUGCACGAACAUCUAACAUCCUGCCCGCUGAUUCCUAUCAGGAUUUGUGUUGUUGUCUUUUUUUUUUGGAGUAUUUCCCCCCCAGUGCAACAUCACCGAGGAUUGCACUGAUGUGUGCGAUGUGGAGACUGCAGGUCGCCUUAUGUACUCUGUCGGUGCUGCUGUCCCUGUCAUCUGCUGGAGAAAGCAAAGCGCGGAGCUGUAGCGAGGUUAGACAAGCUUAUAACCUUAAAGGAUUCAGCCUCGUCAAUGUGCCUCAUCAGGAAAUAUCAGGUGAGCACCUGCGUGUCUGUCCUCAGGGAUACACCUGCUGCACAUCUGAGAUGGAGGACAAACUCCACCAGCAGAGCAAACAGGAGUUUGAGAUCCUGGUGGAGGAGAGCAGCAGGGAUAUGAGGGCGACGUUCAUCUCCAGGCAUAAAAAGUUUGACGAGUUUUUCUUGGAGCUGCUGGACAAUUCUGAGAAGUCUUUCAACAGUAUGUUCACCAAGACGUACGGGAAGCUGUACAUGCAGAACUCAGAGGUGUUCCAGGACCUGUUCACUGAGCUGAAGCGCUACUACACAGGCGGCAACGUCAACCUGGAGGAGAUGCUCAACGACUUCUGGUCCCGGCUGCUUGAGCGCAUGUUUCAGCUGCUCAACUCGCAGUACCACUUCACAGACGACUACCUGGAGUGUGUCAGUAAAUACGCGGAUCAGCUAAAGCCUUUUGGAGAUGUGCCCAGGAAACUGAAGGCCCAGGUCACCAGGGCUUUCAUCGCAGCACGGACGUUUGUGCAGGGGCUAAUGGUGGGGCGGGAGGUCGCCAACAGGGUCGCCAAGGUGAAUGUAGUCCCAGCCUGUGUCAAAGCCUUGACAAAAAUGCUGUACUGUCCGUACUGCCGCGGCAUGCCUGGCCUCAAACCCUGCCACAACUACUGUCACAACGUCAUGAGAGGCUGUCUCGCCAACCAGGCAGACCUCGAUGCUGAAUGGAACGUCUUCAUCGAUGCCAUGUUACUGGUGGCUGACAGACUGAAGGGGCCCUUCAACAUAGAAAGCGUCAUACAGCCGAUCGACAUCCAGAUCUCUGAUGCCAUCAUGACCAUGCAGGACAACAGCAUGACUGUUUCAGCCAAGGUUUUUCAAGGAUGUGGCCAACCAAAGCCAUCAGGAAUAGGCAGAUCUGCUCGGGGCAUCUCAGACGUGUUCAGUGCUCGAUUCAGACCCUUCACCCCUGAAGAGAGACCAACUACAGCAGCUGGAACAAGUCUCGAUAGACUGGUGAUAGACAUCAAAGAGAAGCUGAAGGAGUCCAAGCGGUUCUGGACCAACCUGCCAGACGACAUCUGCGCCAAAGGCAAGCUGACUGAGGAUGAUGAGGAGCACUGCUGGAACAGCCACACGAAGGGCAGAUAUUUCCCUGAGGUGGUGAAGGAGGGCCUAACCAACCAGCAGAACAACCCUGAGGUGGAUGUGGAUAUCACCAGGCCUGACACACUAAUACGACAACAGAUAAUGGCUCUGCGUGUCAUGACCAACAAGCUAAAGAAUGCUUACAAUGGAAACGACAUCUACUUCCAGGACUCCAGUGACGAGGGCAGUAGUUCUGGCAGUGGCAGCGGCUGCACCGAUGGCUGCACGACAGAGUUAGUUUUUGUUGGAACAGAAGCUCCAGUGAUCGGAGCUGACAGAAGUGAUGAACGAGCAGCAGCAGCAGCAGCAGGAAAGUCACUGUCCCGCGGACCCUCCCUACUGCUGGUGAUGUUUGCCCUCACACUCUGGGCAAUGCAGACUCAAUGGAGAUAAUACACGGGUGUGGCCUGAUCACUGACUUUAAUACUGUUGCAUACAGUAUGUUUUUUAACAGCAACUUUUACUGCUGUUCCCUCACUGAACAUGUAGAACCUCCUGGAAACCUGUGGAGAACGGCUAACUGUGUGAGAUGGUUCGACUGGAAGUAAGUGCAGUGCUGCAUCCUGCUCGUCCCCCAAAGAAUGCUCGGUGCCAUCACUGAACCAGCUUUCAUGUCUCUGAAUAAAAAAGAAAAUGUGGUGUUUUCUCAUAAAUCUAGAGUGGGAUUGGAAAAACAUGCUUCUCUUUAAGACAAUGAGAACAACCAAUCUGAUAUUUCAGAUGAAGGGAAUCUAGUUUUCCUUUGUAUGAUGAAGUUGUGAAAAUGAUUUUCCCUAUGUGUCUUGUCCCCCUCUGACAGAAGGAGAAAGUCUUGCUGUGUGCAUGCAUGGAAAUGAUGUUAUCUGGAGAAAAAAGUUUUCCUUUUCAGUUAUUUUUUCUUUAUUUUAUGCAGGCAACACAGAUUUUGGAUUGGUCAGCACAGGAUUGUACAGUGGUAGCAGUUCACCUGGUUUCCUGUUUGGUUGUAUCAGUGUGGCUUCAGGAGACAGCAGUUCUUAUAGCCACUUUAUAGUUGCACAUUUGAUUAUCUCUGAAGAAGUGCCAAUGUACGGCACUGGGAGAAACUACUUUGCACAGAUUAUUUUUGUCGGCUUAUAAGUUUAUAAAGCUACCAGAAAAACAUGCAGCCCAUAGAGAGAGCAGAUCUAUAUUUUCAGAUCAUUUAACUGAUUGUAUUGUACUUAUAAACAGUUGCAGUAUGUAUUUCACUGGGAGAUAUACUGUAAUGUAAUCUUGCUGGUUUAGUUAAUGGCUACAUUUUUCUUAAUGCAUUAUUUGAUUUUACAAAUUAUUUGAUCACCUGUAAAAUUAUAAAACAAGAGCUUCUGCAACAACCCUAAGCCAUUAUACAGCAAAGCCUGCUAAUGAUAUCAGUUACCUGAUUUACCUGCUUCAGUUUGGGUACAUAAGAUGCAUUUUAACCAUUCAUAUAUUUCUUUUUAUUUCUCAGAGGACUCUGCACAUACAUGUGAUAUUACUUUUAUGUUUUUAUAUGUUUCAUUUAUUUUUUUGACUCCCAUGCAUUAUUUGUGAUUUUUUUGUUGUAUCCAUAUUACCGGUUUCGGUCACUGCGUGGAAGGUUACAUACUAGUUCUGUGAGCUUGUAAAAAGAUCUCUGAUCAAACCUGCAUAUUUGCCAACUCACAUGUCAUUGUGCAGCCCACACAUUUGAACAGACCCAUCACCCCUACAGGCUUUGGGUAAUAUAUAUUUUCCUACAAAGUCAGCAACCCACAAAAGCUGCAUAGUUUCAAGGUUAAAAAAAUCUUACUGUAUUUGUAGGACUAAGGGGACUUUUCAUGACCUUCUUUAUUCCAUUUUCUAAAGGUUUCAACCUCCAACAGGCUGCAGAGGCUCAAGGAGCAAUUGCUUGCACUCCAACAAAACUGGAUGGCCCUGACCUCUGGUCACACAGAAAAGGUCUCAGAGAUGUUCUCUAGAAGCACAUGUGGGGCAAAUCUCCAGUAACACACAGAAAGGCAGAAUAUUCUUCACUGUGCUUGAAGGAUCCAAUCCACUCAACUCCCAAGGACCUGAAAUCCUUUCAUAUAGCAUAUAAAGAGUCUUUUGUCUCACCAGGGGAUAUUCCCUUUCCCCACUGAUGUAACAAAUGCCGUGAGCAUCUCAAAGAGACUGCACUCUGUAUGUAGCAUACUAAAGCAAGCAUGGGAAACAAGAGUUUCCCCUUCUGUCACCAGCCUCAAUGUGGAGUGGAAAUGGAUCAAGCUUCAAAAUCCAAAACCUGAACAAAACACCUGAUCUUAGGCCAACAUGGCAGGCUACAGUGAAUUGAAGUUUCGAAGGACCCUUCAAAUGAGCAAACAAAAGAGUGCAACUUUAACUGAGGAUAAAGCUCACACCAGCACCACGGGUGUCAUCAGAGAACUCAUCUUGAAAGAAAUCUGUCCUCAGUGAGGCCUUAUGACUCACAAGGGAGACUCAGAGGUAUAACAGGAAGCUCCCACUGCAGAACAAAUGGGAACACAUUUGGCUUCUGAUGCCUCACUCCCUGCUGAAAGCACUUUAGAAGAAAGUGACUGAACAGCAGCCUCCCACCAAAAUCAUCAGGCAGUAAAAUAUAUGAUGCGUAAACCUUAAUUAUGAGCUGCAAACGCCCUGCAAACAAAACUUUAGAAAACACUGAACUGUUCAACACAAGGUCAUCUCAAAAGUCAGAUGAAGAUUUGAUGUCGUUAGAAACGACGAAGCUGCAAACUGAGGCAGGGUGGAACGAUGUGUCUGGGAGAGCUGCAGGUGUGAGGCAGGGCCGGUUUUAGUCAUUUGGAGGCCUAGGGCAAGGACCAAUAUGAGGCCCUCCCCCUUUAGCUAAAAUCAUUAAUAAUGAGUGGAAAAAAUAGAAAUGAUCUCUUUUAAGCUUACAGAGCCAGGAAACUACAGUACAUUUCCAAAUGUGAGAUAUAAAUACCCAAAUAGCCAACCAUAAUUCAUUAGAUCUAAAAAACAUCUCAUAGCUCAAACUCUGCACAAUGUGAUAUUUUAUUAAAUCCUUAGACCAAGUGGAACUUACGCAAAUAAAAAAAUAUAUGCCCAUUAUCAGUGACAUACCCUUUCUUUAACCUUGCAAAGCAGAUGGAUUUGCCAGUUUCCGUGUUUCUUACUGGCAAAUCCAUCUUGCAAAGCUCCCAUCUGAACAGUUUGGGCCCCGUUAUAAAGUGACAGGAGUCAUGAGUCGUGAUGUAAGCAAGCAGCAACAAGAGGCUGGUGCAAUUAUGGUGGAAGACAUUAGCGUGGAUGCUGCUAAAGCACCAGCUUUAUCAGAACUUGAUGACAUUUCUUCAUUAAAAGA